ACUAUUUAAAAUCAUUCAAUGCAUUAAGUAUUUUAGAUUUUAUUUUGUGUCAACAUAUUGUUUGCACACAUUGGUACAUAAACAUACUUGAAAUAAUUCUAUAUUUAUUUUGUGUUAAUUUGCAUAUUUUAGAAGUUGGACGUAUAAAGUAAAGUGCACCACUAGUAACAACAAAUUUAUCUGAGUUGAAGGCAAUCAAAACGAACUAUUAAAUUGAAGAGAAUACCGAAUGCCCACAAAUACAAUCCUAUCGAGAAUGCAAACAACCAAUCAAAACAAUUACAUUACCGCCGAAGAUAUACCAUCUAUAGCAAAUAAGACCACCAGUAACCAAAUAGAAUCUAUUAAAAACUAUAAUGCUUUAAAAGCGGGCCACUCUUUAGGAGGUACGUCUGUAACAAAUAUGACAACGACAAAGAGCCACAAAUCAGCUUCUACACCGAUGGACCAGCAAUCACAAUUCGAGGAGGACAAUGAUAAUUGUAUGAUUGAUAUAGCCACAAUGCAAAUUGCUGACGACAGCAAUAAUGUAGUCAAGCCAACUGGCUCGAAUUCCAACAACUACAGCAGCAAUAAUAAAUGCACAUGUGGGGAUGAGCAGAGCGAUACGAGACCAAAGGCUACCGCCGUAGGGGAGCAACUGAAAUGUGCUGGGACGGAGGGGGACAGCGACAAUGAAAUCGAUAUGAAAACUACAAUCGAAAACGAAUGUGAAAAUGUAAAAAUUGAGGAUGGGCGGGAAGAUGAUAGUUUAGCGCACGACUACCUUAAUGUUUUGGAGAUCAACCAAGCUGAGGAGGAGCAAACCAUUACUGAACUCGUAGAUGCUAGUGGGCAAAGAAAGUGUAUAGAAGCCAAGCAAAGCAAUGGCAUGCGCGUCGCUUUUGGUAUAAUUUUUAGGCUAAUGCUGCCGCUGGCUAACAACGUUAUGCGCAGCUUCAAGGGCAUACGUGAUGUACGAUUUUUGCGUAUAUUGAAAUCUAUUGCUUCCAGCCGACAAGCACUCACCAACUUGAUGGCGUUUGCGGCCAAUACAAUAUCGCUGAAUUUGUCGUCGGUGCAAGUUUCUCAACGUAUCGAUCCAAUUCUGAAGCUUCUCAAAAUACGUAAGUCCCCCGAUGGCAUUGAAAGUCUACCAGAUACGCCGUCUAUUAACAGUAUAUCCUGGUUUCCCACCUCCGCAAUAUCUACACCGCCGCCGACUCCUAAAACGCCUAGCACUCCUACUAUGCCAUUUCUUUCACCUUCAUUUCGUGAACCUUCGGGAGUGAUGCCUGCUUUUUCUACCAGCAAGCGAAAAACCACAAUACCACAGACGCCCGCGCCAAAAUGCUGUACAUUAAAGGUGCUGGCUGAACCGCCACCAGGGGAGCCCAUACGCGCCGACAUUGUCUUCAUACACGGGCUGCAUGGUUCUUUGGUAAAUACAUGGAAGCAGGGUUUAUGGGAGAACGAACGUCAACCGGAAGGUUUCGAACGGCCACCAAAACCACCAGUACGACCACCUAAACGGCCAAAGCAUUCACGUGCGGUCUUAUUGCAUCCACCACACAAGCAAAAACGCGCGCGAUUCGCGCACAGCGACUCCAAUCAGCGGGCAACACAAGAGCAAAUGGAGUGUGCUGAAGUUAAAGAUUUGGAUGAUGGCUUCUUCGACGCAACUGAACAAGAAUUGAGAAAUGGUAUUUCCUAUAUUUGUGGCGCGCCACAAGAUGUAAAAAACUGUGAUGGCAUCGAAUACAGUUUUC
Molecule: messenger RNA, 1748 nt
Organism: Rhagoletis zephyria (snowberry fruit fly)
Lineage: Eukaryota; Metazoa; Arthropoda; Insecta; Diptera; Tephritidae
Source: RefSeq, a predicted model, not a curated record